AUGAAGGCUUUUCUUCUUAUAACAAUAAGCUAUGUAGUAUAAUGUUGGUGGGAUGUUGGUCAUAUGAUGACUGCAUAAAUAGCAAAGAAUUACUUAAAAGACAAUCGUCCAGAUGUGUUAGCUUGGGCUGAUUCAUUAGUCUAAGAUUUGAACCCACUCACUGAUGGAAAAUCUAACACAUUUGCAGAGGCUGCAGUUUGGAUGGAUGACAUAAAGGAAACAGGAACAUCCUUUAUGAAUGAUUGGCAUUAUACUGAUAGACCAAUAAACCCAGAUGGUUUAUUAAUAAAGUUAGAGGAUCAAAACAGAAAUAUUAAUUCUAUUUAUGCAAUUAACUAAGCUGUUUCAGUGUUGACUAACACUAAAACAGCUAAGAAUAGACAUACAAUGUUCAAAGCUUAGAUGUUAAGAGUACUUCUACAUGUCAUUGGAGACUUGCAUCAACCCUUACAUGAUACUACAUUUUGGAAUUCAAGUUAUCCAAAUGGAGAUUAAGGUGGAAAUUUCAUGAAAGUGCAGGUAAAAUUGAAAAAGAUAUUUUUAGUUGGAGAAUGGAACUUUAGUAAAUUUACAUUCUUUUUGGGAUGCAGGUGCAUUUGCUUUUAGUCCCAAUAACUCUUUUUUAGUAAGACCAUUGAGUUAAAAUGAUUUAGAAUAUUUAAAUAAUUGGUCUUUGGAUGUAAUUAAUAAGUACUAAUUUACGAAAUACAAUAAUAUGGAUAUGACGUAUUAAUAUAAAUUAAUAUUUAAAUAGUAAUCCAACUGUUUGGACUUAUGUCGGAUAUAGAUAAGCAGUUUAAUUUGUAUAUCCAAUGAUUGCUUAAUCAAAUAGCUAUAACAAAGACUAUGUCUAAUAAGCAUAAUAAUUUUGUGAAGAGAAUUUAGCUAUAGGAGGAUAUCGUUUGGCAUAAAAGUUAAUAGAUAUAUUUGAUUAAAUUCUCCUAAAUGAAGCCAGAUUAAAAUUGGAAGAUUGA
Molecule: messenger RNA, 974 nt
Organism: Paramecium primaurelia
Lineage: Eukaryota; Ciliophora; Oligohymenophorea; Peniculida; Parameciidae
Source: the annotation of a GenBank genome assembly